Lacerta agilis (Sand lizard) is the source of this 1394-nucleotide messenger RNA. It is a transcript of the gene POU4F2, whose product is annotated as POU class 4 homeobox 2. NCBI's taxonomy places the organism in Eukaryota, Metazoa, Chordata, Lepidosauria, Squamata, Lacertidae. The transcript is spliced from 2 exons. Bases 9 to 1217 code for a protein of 402 amino acids. Gene Ontology annotation, molecular function: RNA polymerase II cis-regulatory region sequence-specific DNA binding; DNA-binding transcription factor activity, RNA polymerase II-specific. The record is from RefSeq and is a predicted model, not a curated record. Gene Ontology annotation, biological process: regulation of transcription by RNA polymerase II.
CGGCCACCAUGAUGAUGAUGUCCCUCAACAGCAAGCAGCCCUUCGGCAUGGCGCACGGAGGUGGCGGCGGCGGCCUCCACGAGGCCAAGUACUCGGCCCUGCACUCCGCGUCGCCGUGCACCUCGUCGUCGGCUGCCUCCGUGCCGUCGGCCAGCUCGCCCAGCAUCUCCAACGCCGGCAGCGGGGGCGCGGGCGGGCGCAGCAGCGCGCCCAGCAGCACCACCAGCAGCAACAGCACCUCGGAGGCCCUGCGCCGCGCCUGCCUGCCCACCCCGCCGAGCAACAUCUUCGGCGGUCUGGACGAGAGCCUGCUGGCCCGCGCGGAAGCCCUGGCUGCGGUGGACAUCGUCUCGCCCGGCAAGAGCCACCACCACCACCCGCCGCACCACAGCCCCUUCAAGCCCGACGCCACCUACCACACCAUGAACACCAUCCCUUGCACGUCGGCCGCCUCUUCCUCCUCGGUGCCCAUCUCCCACCCCUCUGCCCUGUCCGGGAGCCACCACCACCACCAUCACCACCACCACCACCACCAACCCCACCAGGCGCUGGAAGGGGAGCUUUUGGAACACAUCACGCCGGGGCUGGCGCUGGGUGCCAUGACGGGCCCCGACGGCUCGGUGGUCUCCACGCCGGGCCACGCUCCCCACAUGGCCAGCAUGAACCCCAUGCACCAGGCGGCUCUCAGCAUGGCCCACGCCCACGGGCUGCCCUCGCACAUGGGCUGCAUGAGCGACGUGGACGCGGACCCGCGGGACUUGGAAGCCUUCGCCGAGAGGUUCAAGCAGAGGAGGAUCAAGCUGGGGGUGACCCAAGCGGAUGUGGGCUCGGCCCUGGCCAACCUCAAGAUCCCCGGGGUGGGAUCCCUAAGCCAAAGCACCAUCUGCAGGUUUGAGUCGCUCACCUUGUCCCAUAACAACAUGAUCGCCCUCAAGCCCAUCCUGCAAGCCUGGUUGGAAGAGGCGGAGAAAUCGCACCGGGAGAAGCUCACCAAGCCGGAGCUCUUCAACGGCGCAGAGAAGAAGAGGAAACGCACUUCCAUCGCAGCUCCGGAAAAGAGGUCCCUGGAAGCUUACUUCGCCAUCCAGCCGCGUCCUUCCUCGGAAAAAAUAGCGGCCAUCGCGGAGAAACUGGACCUCAAGAAGAACGUGGUUCGGGUCUGGUUCUGUAACCAGAGACAGAAACAGAAACGGAUGAAAUAUUCCGCUGGGAUUUAGAGUCUUUGGAAACCUUUCUGUUUAGAUUUUUUUAAAAAAAAACAAACAAACAAACCCAGAAAAGUAAAAUAAUAAGUAAACACUAACAUUGCAAGGAGACUUUUCUACUUCGAUUUCCGGAAGAGAAAGGAAGAGGCCAGAGUUCAUCAAGAGUGUCACACUGACACACACACACAC